AUGCCUUUUAUUUGCUUCAACUAUACCGGUGGAGCACAGCCUUCUGUCUCCGCUCCUCUGGGGCUUUGGCCCGGAGCAACGUCUGCACAUGGCGAGAACUGGGUCGACUUCCUCACAGUGACCUACAAUGCGUCUGUAUUCUUCUCAUAUGACCUCGCAGUCAGCGGAGCAACACUCGACAACGACAUCGUAGCGGCAUCAUCGACAUCCAUCGCCUCUGUUAAACAGCAGAUUGUCAGCCAGUUCAUUCCUGGAUAUGUAUCGCCCAUCACUGUGCCCAAGCCUCCCAAGUGGACCGGCAGCAACACGCUUUUCACAAUAUGGGUUGGCAUCAACGACAUUGGAUCCACGUUCGGCAAGGGCUCUGCCUCUACUGCGUCCAUUAACCAGCAGCUAAUCUCAGAAUAUACGUCGCUCGUGGAACAGCUCUAUGCAGCUGGUGCGCGUAACUUUGUCUUCAUAACCGUCCCGACCAUUGACCGAUCGCCCGGAACGAUUGCCGCUGGAACAACUGUUGCCGGGCAGGAAAAGAUCGACGUCGUGCAGUGGAACCAGCUGCUCGUCAAUAUGGCCAAGAGCGAGAAAGCUCUACGUACAGACUCCAAUAUCUGGAUUUAUGACGCCAAUGCGCUCUUUACCGAGAUCUUGAAUAAUGUCAAGUCUUUUCCGCAGACUGCUGGAAUCACCAAUACCACACAUUUCUGUCAAGCGUAUGCUAAUGGAACGCCAACCGACGAUUAUUUCGACCCAUCAUGCGGCGUUCCCGUGAACCAAUACUUCUGGCUCAACUCAUUGCAUCCAAGAACGCCGGUGCAUGAUGUGAUUGCAGAUGUCCUUUCACGCGAGCUCCUCGCAGGGCCCAACAUUUGCUAA
Molecule: messenger RNA, 873 nt
Organism: Trichoderma gamsii
Lineage: Eukaryota; Fungi; Ascomycota; Sordariomycetes; Hypocreales; Hypocreaceae
Product: fungal cellulose binding domain-containing protein
Exons: 3
Coding region: 1-873 (290 amino acids)
Molecular function (GO): hydrolase activity, acting on ester bonds
Source: RefSeq, a predicted model, not a curated record